This is a messenger RNA of Rhopalosiphum padi (bird cherry-oat aphid), 8000 nucleotides long. RefSeq names its product protein Skeletor, isoforms B/C. The transcript is spliced from 15 exons. Bases 1 to 2301 code for a protein of 766 amino acids. The record is from RefSeq and is a predicted model, not a curated record. NCBI's taxonomy places the organism in Eukaryota, Metazoa, Arthropoda, Insecta, Hemiptera, Aphididae.
AUGGUAGGCUAUCCAUCAAAUAUUAAAAAAAUGCAGUUUGAUAGCCAAGUAUCUAUGUUCUCCCUACAUGCGUGUGCUGCGACACUUCCGUUACCAUUGUCGACGACGACGGAACCGCAAUGGCAGUCGUCCGGAUGGCCACGAAACGGUUUUUUUUCCACCCACGACGCCAACAACAUUAAGAAUUAUAAUAUUGCUGUCUUCCUGUGUAUUACAAUAAUUGCCUUACAUUCAGGCGAUGCAGGAGUGUCGGACGACAAUUACGGAAGAUACAUUGGGUCCUUUAAGGGCUUCGCUCAUGGGGUCCGUGGAACUGUGUACGCAGUAGAUGAAAACACGCUAUUCGUCCGGGAAUUCUUCUAUGAUGGUAUUGGCCCAACUGCUUAUUUUUGGGCUGGGAAAUCAUCAAGAAUUUCUCCGGACGGAUUUACCAUUCCAUAUCCUGAGGACUAUCCGGCAGUGGAACCGCCCCCGCUACAGACGCACAACAAUUCAAACAUCAUAUUGCGGUUGCCGGGCGGAAAACGUAUCAAAGACAUCAAAUGGCUGUCAGUCUGGUGUAGGCGGUUUACGGUAAACUUCGGCGAGGUGUUCAUACCAAUCACACUGGACCCACCCAAACCACGAAUCUUACCAGAGUUUAAACGUUUCGCUCACAGUUUGCGGUCGGGCAAUAUCAGUAUUCUUGACGCACGGACAUUCUACAUACCAAAUUUACACUAUGACGGCUUGGGGCCGGACGCGUAUUUUUUCGUCGGAAACGGUUCGGAGCCAUCACCUUACGGCGUCAAAGUACCAAACGAAGUCGGGAGCUUGGAACCUCUGAAGGGCUACCAGGGGGAAGACAUAGAAAUCCAAUUACCCAGAAGCCUGACGAUGCACUCGAUCGAUUGGCUGGCCGUCUGGUGCGUGCAGUACACGCAUAAUUUCGGCCACGUUAACGUACCGGAUGAUUUGGAUGUGCCACCAGCGUUGGGGCAGACCAAGCUCACCCCAACAUGGUGGUACAAUCCAACGAGCAGCACUACUUCAGAUCCCGAAGGGCAUUGGGAGAUGAGCAAUUGUCGAGAACUAUUACCCGGUAAACUACAAGUGCACUGGGAAGUGCAAGGUGAUUGGGUCCAAGUGCAGUUGACCGGGAAGAUACGUGAAAACCAAUAUAUGGCAUUUGGUCUCAGUGGUAACCAAAAUAGCGUGACGAUGAUCGGUGGUGACGUGGUAGUGGUGUUCUACAAUCGGGCAAAGAACUCAUUUCACGCUGAGGACUAUUACCUGUCAGCAACCACCGAAUGCGACGACAAGAAUGGUGUAUGCCAGGACGAGCGGCUAGGUGGCCGAAACGAUGCAGUCCUGGUGACCGGCACUCGGCGUAACGGUGUCACGUGUGUCGUGUACCGACGCCCGGUUCAGACCAACGAGGCGAUCAACGACCAGCAGGUGCCUGUGGAUGCAGCCGCAUUGGUCAUAGCAGCCAUAGGCCCUCUGGGAAGUUCCGACCAGCCGGGCGCGCAUGCAACCCAGGACAUGACCAGAGACGAAAUAAGAAUAAAUUUCAACUCCAGAGACGAUCAUACGUGUACAUACUCCCUAUUCAAUCUUGACGAUGACAUGGAACGGACCGCGUGGCCACCCAACAUCAUCAUUGGCGAGAAAGAGUUUAGAGCUAAGCUCGGGCCAUCAGGCGGUACUCGGGGUUACAUGGCUAUUACGGGGCAUUCCACCGGUGACAUCGUUUGGUACAUAAACGACAAACUUAUACCAGAAAUCUUUGUAGAGAGGAGACAGACGUACACAUUCAUUGUCGAAGGAGGAAAUGACCCUAAUAAAGGCGAACACUACCAUCCGCUGUAUAUCACAGAUAGUAGUGAAGGAGGAUUUGGACAGAAAGAUGACGUCGAACAGAGGAAACAACGUGUUUUUGCCGGCAUUGUCUACGACUCUGACGGCUUGCCUUUUCCUACUACAGCCGGUCGAUAUUGCGAAUUUAAAUUCAAGUCUUACGACCGUUCGUCAGAAAUGGAAACCUUCGAUGCCUUUUUUGACUCAUUGAAAUUAUCGUGUGAAAAUGGUAACGUGGGUUUACUGAACUGGACGGUCGCUGAAGAAACACCGGAUCUCGUCUACUAUCAGAGCUAUUCACAGACGUUCGUGGGGUGGAAAAUCCACGUGGUCGACCCCGGUUACAAGUGGAACGACAACAAGGACGCCGCGGCCAGCCUACACAGCAGUCUGCCGUUGACGUGCGUGAUAUUGACCACCGUUUUUGCCGUCCAGCGGAUUUUCACGAUUAGUUUACUGUGAUGCGCGUGAUCCGGUAAACGAUGUGGUCCGACGGAUUGCGGCGGCGGUGGCGACGGCGUGAUCACAACAACAAUGCUCUAAUAAUAAUAAUAAUAAUAAUAAUAUUAUUAUUAUAGUAACAUUGAUAACCGACGUUGUCUGGACGUUCGCCGUCACCACCGCCGCCGUUGACGUUGACGGCCGCACGACGAUCAUUUCCGAACGCCGGCCACGUAAAAAUGUUUGUUCACCGCGAUAAUAAUCAUAUUUUUAUUAUUACUAUUAUUUACCGGCCGCCCGGAUAUUAUACACGAUAUCAACUCGAGAAGUUCAAAACGACUUUUUCCCCGUCUCUAUCGAGCACAUCACUGUCGACCGCGACAGGCUCAUCGUCGACGUAUCUCCAUUUUGUCCAAUCUUAUAACGGUACCGCUUAUCACGGGUAAAAUAAUAUGAUUAUUGUCGUGUGUGUGUGCGUUUUCGACGGAAAAUCAAACGUUUACGUUUCCGGCGUUCGGAUCAAGCCGUCAUUUCGACGAAUGUUUAAUUGAUAUUUUGUUACAACUAUAAUACUUAUAUAAUAUAGGAAAACAUCCGCGCACGCGUUCUACUUCCGAUCGCUGUUGCAUACCUAUAUCGAGUACGUUUCGUUUUUACGUUUGUGACUUGUGAGUUGGAACGCCGUGGUCCGAGAUGACUAUAAUAAUUGUUGUACUUGUGCCCGCCCCGAGUCUAACUUUGAAAAAUUUUACCGAAGACAGUAUAGUUCAAUACCUUUAAUAGUACCUUUAAUACCAUAACAAUAAAGAUGAAACCGUUUAAAAGAGUGAAUACAGAAGUUAAAAUUUUCAAUUAUUAACCAUUAAAAAAAAAACUUCUAAAAAGUAUAAUAUCAUGAUACUUUGAAAUAUUAUAACAAUUGUUCAUAAUAUGACGACAACAUCGGAUAUUGAUUUUUAAUUUGCUAUUUAGUACACUAUAAUUAUUAUUAUUUAUAGUUUAUAAAACAUUAUUAUUAUUAUUAUUAUUAUAACCACAGUUUGGUUUAUUGUCGAUCAAAAAUAAUUAUCAACUUACUUUUUGAUUGGUGAACUAUAAUACCAUAAUAAUAUAGCAAGAACACUUUUAUUAAAUUAACAGAUACACAGAAUAGUCAGAAUGUCUGAAUGUUUCACACUAUAAUUUUAUCGCAUUUGACAUGCAGGCGAUGUCGGUUAAACAAAAUCCUAUAUAACAACGUUACAACAAACAAAAAUACAUUCACGUAAUCCCGUUGAAUUCUAGUGGUGUUAUAUAAUAUUAUUGUUUUUAUUGUUGUCGCCUGUUACUAUACAGCAAUAAUAUUAUUAUAAUUGAUAGCUAACUCUUUUACGGACAAUUAUUUUAAUUAUUUUAAAGUUAUACAUUGUAAUAUUAGUAUACCAAGAAGGCAAGAACAUCAUAGACGUAGGUAACGGCAACGUUCAACGCACACACUAAACGUAAAACGAAAACGUAAUUUACCCAACAUUAAGAAUAUCAAGCAAAACCAAACAUAUCAUUUGUAUAAAUCAUUUGUGCACAUAGUAAACUAAUAAUUGAGUGGAUUUUUGCUGUAGACGUUAAGGCAUAUUUAUAAUUUAAUAUUAUUACGCACGUUUAACGGUAGAUUAUUAUAAGUAGAAUUAUUAUUUAAUAACUGUUGUAGACCUAGUACGGUUAAGUCAUAAAUUCAAUAUUGUAUUAUAUUGAGCUUCAUCGCUGGUAAUUAUUUUCUCUCAAUACUCAUAAUAAAUAUAAAAAAGAGAACCCCUCGUCGUGUUGUCGUAUAAUAAUAGAAAAUAUUUUAGGCGUAAUGGUAGUUAUACCUAUAUCCGUGAUGCCUCACUUCAUUCGCGUAACAAAAUAAUAAUGGUGGCCGAAAAAACAAUAAGAAGAGUUUCGCAAAUACUAUAAUUUGAUUUUUUUAAUAAAAAAAAGUCUAAAUAAAUAAUUAAAUAAAUUCAAAUUAAAUCAUAACUACGACAUUUGUAUUAUCAUAGUACUCGUAUAUAUAGACGAUAAUAUUGGACGUUUUAUUUGUGCGAUUUUUGUCGAUGUUCGUGUAAAAUCGAGUUAUUAAUUUCGUAGUUAAAUAGUUUCAUAAUAAUUUCAAUAAGCAAUAAAAAUAAAAAUAAAGAAAUAUUAUUCAACCUCCACCGUUUAUAUAAUUUUCUACAAAUACGCCACGAGACGGGUGCGCUUAUAAAGUGAAUAAGCGACUGCUAACUCUUCAACUAUUUUUUCAAAAUAUAACAUUUUUGAGCUGGUUGUAAUAAAUAAUUUGCACAUUAUAAAACCAGUAGACGGAGGGAUUUUGUAGGAGAAACGUUGUUUCGUUAACUUGGAAAGAAUCGCGGAGAUUUUUAAACGUCAUCGAAACCAAUUCCGAAAUCAUAAAACGCACAACAUACAAUUUAAAAUGGAUUCGCACACCUCUAAAGUUGAAAAAUAUUAAUAAUGACAUUUAGUUAUAUCUGAACAUCGUAACGUAAAACAUACAACUAAUAAUGGAUUCAUAUACGAAAAUACAUAAUAUACACACAAAAUAUAAAUAUAAAUAUACUGAUCGCUCCCAAGUUUAAAAAUAUUUAAAUUACAUAGAUCGAUUUGAUUACGAAUAAUUAUAAUAAUUUUUUACUACUUUACGUCUUAGUAAAUCUGAUUGUCAUCGAUCCAUAACGAUCAUUAAUUAUUAAAAGUCAUUAAUUAUUUCAACUACAACUUACUACAAACGCGCACACGAUUUAGUAUUUAUAAUAAUAUAUAGGUAAUUUAUAAUAAUAAAUAAUAAUUGAAAAUUAUGUUUUGAUGAUUACGAUUCACAAUUACCGGUGUAUUUGUCGGUCCAAUCAAAUCUUUAAACAAUAUUGCUCAAAAUAAAUUAUGAUAUCGUAUAAAAUUAUACUAUUUACAAGGGGAGCCGAUUCUUGAGUGAAAUACGUGAAUACGCCCAAGCCGUUGUUGAAAUUAUUAUUUAAUAUUUUUUAUUAGUAAUAAUAUUAUUCAAAUCAUCCAAUAUCUUCGCGCAUUCCAUACUGUAAUAUAAAUAUUUAAUAUUUUAUUAUAUUGCAAUCGAAACGUUUAAACUAAAAACCAAUAAACCGAAUGUUGAUACAAAAUGACAAUAAUAUUUUUUAGAUUUUAGUCGAUUAAAUUUUAAGGAAUCUUUAACUAUAAAUAAUAGGUAAAUAUUGACAAUAAAAUAUGUUCUAAGUGGUUACUAUAUUAAUUGUUUUUGUAUAAUUUUUUUAAGAAACUUUUAUGUAAUUUAUACCUAUUCAAUUGGGUGUUGUAUAUAUGCAUACAACGAUAAAUAUAAAUAAAUUAAUAUAAAUAAAAUAUAUUAUAAUAAUAGUAUGUACAACACAUUUCUCUCGUCAAGUUGUAAAAGCUUAAUAAGUUUUUAUUUUUUAUCUGAUUUUUCUCACGACGACUAAGACACGUAUAGUAAUUACUAAUUAGUUUAAUAACUAUAGGAGCGUCACCAAUAUUUUUGCUAGUUACUAUAGUUUAAUAAUACAACGCGUAAUAUAAUGAAGACAUUUAUAAUUUAAAGAGUAAUUACAUGUAUUAUACAUGUUAUACGAAACUAUGAAAUGGUUAUUUUCUGAUAAAUUAUAUUUUUCUAUCGAAUAUUAUAUAACAAAAAGUUAAAUUCAAUACAGUCAACAAUAAUAGUUUUAAUUAAUGAAUUUAUUUUAUGAGCACUUUUACGUAUCAUAUAGUUUAUACACAAAAGUUAUUUUCCUUGCAUUUGAAAUUGAGAUAUUAUAAAAACUUGUCCUCGAUAAGAAAAAUUAAUCGUAAACUAGGUACCAAAAUAAUAAAAAUAAUAUCUUAUAGCUCACCCACAAGAAUAUUUAUAUAAACUACUGUCUACCACCUAGUUCUUAGACUAUGAUGCUAUAAAUAAUAAAAACAAAAGAUAAAUAAAUAUUUUUUUCCUUUUGAUGAGAUGUAUAAUAAUACAUAAAAUUGUAAUAAUUAUGUAUGAUGUAGUAAUGCAGUGAUAAUAUCAAUAUCAUUAAUCCAUUUCAAGUUUCAUACUAAAUCCAUUUUUUAUUAAUAAUUCGUUUUAUUGUUUUGUUUACAUUUCAUAGGAUUAUAUAUUUUGUUUCUGACGAGAGUGUGUUUAAAGUUUAAUCAGUUAAAUGAUAUAUUAUGUGUUUUAAGUUGUAAGCAUAAUAUUAAAUUGUAUUUUAAUUUUUAAGUAUUACUACGAUAUAUAUACUCGUAUAUAUUAUAUUUAAGGAAAGUUAUCUAUAAGCAGUGAACAUUAUUCUAACGGUACCGGGAAACAUAUUAUUUACGUAAAUGUGUGUAUUUUAUAAUAAUUAAGUAGGUAUUUAUUUUUAUAAAAUACUUAAGUAUUGAAAAUCAGCAUUACCUACAUAUAGUAGCGAAAAAAAUAGUGUUAGUCAAUUAUCGAGCAAAAAUUACAAAACAAUAAUGUUUUACGCAGGAAAACAUGUUAGUUAACAGCAGAAUUGUUCGUUAAACCCACACAUAAACCGUAUUUAAUAAAAUAAAUCGAUUUCCCGUGUACCUAUAAUUAUGUAUAAUAAUAUAUAUAUAUUAUAUACUCAAGUAAUGCAUGUAAUAUUUUGUAUAAGAAUAAGAAACAAAUCUGUGUUUUUGGUGACAAUAAUUAUCACAUUAUUUAACUUUUUAUUAUUAAUAUUAUUUUAAUUGUUGUUCUUUAGUAUUAAGGACCACAUGUCAAAUUUGAAUUUUAUGUAAACCUCGACAAUAACUAUCUUAGACGAUUGAUAAAUUAUAAUAAUUUAGGUUAACCUUUAAUAUAAUUGAUAUAUAUAUAUAUAUAUGUAUUUAUUGCUUGAAAGAUUUUUUUGUUUAAAAAAAAAUGUAUCAUUCAUACAAUUAAUUACAUUAAACGUUUAUAGGUAUUUAUAAGAAACAGAAGAUAGAGAGACAUGGGGUGUUGUAAAAAUAUUCUUUUUUAUACAUUUUAAGUAAAUUGUGUCAAAUGAAUAUGUUACAGACACGGCAAAUCGAGUGACGGAGAUUUAAUGUAAUAUAUGUAUAUAAAUAUAUAAAUAUAUGUAUAUAAAUAUAUAAAUAUUUAUAUAAUUAUAUAUCAUAUAAAAAGAUUGUGUACACCUGUUUGUUUCUCACUCUUAAAAAAAAAAGAAAAAAAAUUACUAAAAUAAUUUUUGCUGUGUAAACUAAUCUAGAUUUUAUAAGUGUAAUGAUGUUACCUUUAUUUAAACACUUGACAAUAAUAUUAGUUUAAUUUGUAUAUUUAUUGGUAGUAGCUAAUUUUUUUUAUUUUAUUUUGACUAAUUUUAUCAAAAUAUAAUGAACUUAAAUAUUAUUAUUAAACUAGUAUACCUUUACAACUAUAUUCCAAACAUGAAACAAUAUCCAUACUUUAGUAGUAUAUUUUAAAUAUAGAACUAGUCAAAAUAGAAGAUAUAUAGGUAAUAUGAAUAUUUUCUUUAUUAUUACUACCAGUUAUACCAUUAUUUUUUUUUCGUUUUAUUAUGUUCUCGAGCACUUAAUAUUAUGUCUUAUGGAAAUGUACCUAUUAAAUAGAAGUUACAUUUUUUUUUUACAAAAUAAAACAUGUUUAAAACUUUAAAAUAUAUCUACAAUGUAAAUCGUAUGACUGGAUUUUCAAAAUAAUUAAAAUACAUUAUACUUCUUCUAUUUAUUUAAUAAAAAAAAUACCAAGUAUA